GGCAGGGGGUUCGGCCCGGGCUCGGUGCUACACUGGCCCGCCAGACCGUCCCACACCUGCCACCAUCCGAUGGGUCCGCUGCCUUUGUGCCAGCCAGUAGGGCUGUCGCUGCUGCUGCUACUGGGACCCGUACUCUGGCUCAGCGCAGCUUCCCAGAGGUCACAUGUGCACCGACGUGGGCUCAUAGAACUGGCAGGGACUGUGGAAUGUGCUGGCACCCGCUCCUCCAUGGCCUAUGUGAACUACGGCUGCUAUUGUGGGCUGGGCGGCCAUGGCCAGCCGCUGGACGCCGUUGACUGGUGCUGUCAUCACCACGACUGCUGCUACAAUCGUGCCGAGGAUGCUGGCUGCAGUCCCAAGUUGGAGCGCUACUCCUGGCAGUGUGUCAAUCACAGCAUCCAGUGUGGACCAGCGGAGGACAAAUGCCAAGAACUCAUGUGCAAGUGUGACCAGGAGGUUGCUAGCUGCUUAGCCCAAACUGAGUACAACCUAAAGUACCUCUUCUACCCCAGUUUCUUAUGUGGGACGGACUCACCCAAGUGUGACUGACUAGCCUGACUUGAAAUGUCUUUUUUUGCACUAGGAAAUAAAACUCC
Messenger RNA from Camelus dromedarius (Arabian camel), 596 nucleotides. Its product is annotated as group 10 secretory phospholipase A2. The transcript is spliced from 4 exons. Gene Ontology annotation, biological process: phospholipid metabolic process; lipid catabolic process; arachidonate secretion. Lineage: Eukaryota; Metazoa; Chordata; Mammalia; Artiodactyla; Camelidae. The record is from RefSeq and is a predicted model, not a curated record. Bases 70 to 549 code for a protein of 159 amino acids. Gene Ontology annotation, molecular function: calcium ion binding; phospholipid binding.